This is a messenger RNA of Acaulospora colombiana, 422 nucleotides long. NCBI's taxonomy places the organism in Eukaryota, Fungi, Glomeromycota, Glomeromycetes, Diversisporales, Acaulosporaceae. The record is from the annotation of a GenBank genome assembly.
AUGCCUUUGAUCCACGACCUCACACCCAUUUCUCAUCUCGUCAACACGUUCGACACGUUCUCCAUCAAAUCAGAUCGGUUCGAGGGGAUCAUGAGCGUCCACAUAAAGGGUUUCGUGGACGAGAAUGGACAGGCGCGGGAGAGCGCCUAUUUUAAAGGAACGAAUGGGAAUGGGAGUCCAAAGGGCACAUAUGCGCAUACGAAUGUGUCGAGUGGGACCGGCUAUCCUGCUGCCAGUGGCAACGUGACUCCGACGAACGGGAACGGGGGUUGUGAUACGAGUCGGAAGGGUGUUACCUGGAGUAUACAGGUGAAAGGGUGGUUCCUCCAAGAGAUUAGUAGUGAUGAUGUUCUUUUUGGCAACACGUUUGAUCGGCCGCUCAAGUUGCCUUGGGGAAGCGGAGCAGCUCUAAAGUUCAUGAA